CAUACGAUUGAAUGUGGUAUAUUAAACUUGGAUACAUCUUCAGGCGACGGAAGCCAUUGGGUAGCGUUUUAUAAAAAUAAGGACAAAGUUGUAUAUUUUGAUAGCUUUGGUGAUUUACCACCACCAAUUGAAUUACAACAUUAUUUCAGACAGUUCAAAAUAGUAUACAACUAUUCCAACUAUCAAGACUUCAAUACAUUUAACUGUGGUCAUUUAUGUCUUGAAUUCUUGCAAUGCAUGAAUCUAUUACAUUAAAUCUAACUGGAAAUUCAACUGUAUUGUCGGUAAAUUAUUUUCCAUCUCUAAACGUUUACGAGGAUUCAGAAAUAGCUUUGUUAUCUUUGCAAACGUGCAAUUCAUUUCCAAAUAUUAUAAAUCCAACUAAUAACCGGCUGAGAAUAAAAUCAAUUCCUCCAGAUAGAAUAGCAAAAAUUCAAUUUUUUGUACCAGCCGAAUGCCGUGACAUAGAAGAUAUUAACAAAUAUAUGGUAGAAGAGUUAUCUCAAGUUAAUAAAGUCUACGGAACAAAGCUGACAUUCAGUGUACGUAUUGAUCCUGUCGAUUUUAGAACGUAUAUAAAAUGUAAUGGAAUACUAAACUUUGAGCAUCCGUAUAGUAUAGCACCUGUUUUUGGGUAUAGAAAGAAAGUUUGUGGACCGUUUCAUGAAGAACAUCGAUCGGAUAAAGCUGCAAAUUUAAACACAAUUAAUUCUAUAAAAGUAAUGUGUAAUAUAGCACAUGGGUCAUUCAACAACCAACUUCAAAACCAUUCGAUAUAUGAGUUUUUCCCAAGUGGGAGAAGAGGAACAAAGGUUGUUCAAUCUCCGGUAAACCUUAUAUAUUACAGAUUAAACAAAACAGAUAUUAAUUCAAUUACUGUUCAGUUAGUUGACCAAAACAAUAAUCCAAUUGACAAUUUUAACGAAACGUUAACAGUUGUUCUGCAUAUUAAACGUCACGGAUCUCAUCAUUAAAUUUAUAUCUUAGAUUUUGUAAUGUAUGAGUCAGUUACUUUAAGUUUAACUGGGAAUGCUACCAUAUUAUCUGUAAAUUAUUUUCCACCUAUAAACCUUUACGAGGACUCAGAAAUAGCUUUGUUAUGUUUACAGUCAUUUAAUUCGUUUCCAAAUAUUAAUGAUAAUAAUAAUAAAUUUUCUAUACAAGUAGCUGAGAAUGAAAACAAUAAUGAUCCUAUGAUAUGUUUUAUUACAUUGGAAGAGGGUUGUUAUGAAAUUGAAGAUAUUAAGCAACGAGUUAAGAAGCAAAUAGAUGACUAUAAUAGUAAAAACUUAACCAAUUUAACAUUCGACAUUACAGUUGAUCCUAACGAUUUCAGAUCGUAUAUAAAAUGUAAUGGGAUACUACACUUUGAGCAUCCGUAUAGUAUAGCACCUGUAUUCGGUUUUGAAAAACGAGUAUAUAAGCCACACAAUGAAAUUCUUCGAUCGGAAAAAGCUGUAAAUUUAAACACAAUUAAUUCUAUAAAAGUAAUGUGUAAUAUAGCUCAAGGAUCAUUCAACAACCAUCUUCAGAGUCAUUCGAUUUAUGAGUUUUUCCCAAGUGAAAGGACAGGGUUGAAAGUAAUUCAGUCACCACCAAAUUUAAUAUAUUACAAAUUGAAUAAAACAAAUAUUGAUUCGAUAACCGUUCAGUUAGUUGAUCAAGAUCAUAAUCCGAUUGAUAAUUUUGGUGAGGCAUUGACAAUUGUGUUGCAUAUUAAACGUUACGGAUCUUGAGAUGGGUUUAAAAUUCAAUAUAAACCCACUACUUCGGAUCAGUACAACUAGUCAUAAGACUAAAGUGCUACCAGCAACAUCAAAUCAAAUAAAAAAAUUGACGGUGAAGAAUAAAAAAAUUUUACAAGCUUUGGGUUAUCAAUUAAAGCAGAAUGCCUGAAAGUGAUAUUUUGGAUAUAACUUCACAGUACGAAACGGAUUCUAAAAUUACAAAAAUUGAAUAUCAUUCAUACGCACCGUAUACAACAUCAUUUAAUAAUAAUGAUGAAAUACGUAUAUCGAUCCAGCAAACGGAUGUCUAUCCAUAUCUACACGAAAGCUUUAUUUUUUUGGAAGGAAUAAUUACUGAUGCUACCAAAGUGAAACUAACUAAUAACGGUUACUCUUACCUUUUUGAGCAAAUACGGUUGGAAAUCAAUGGGAUAGAAGUAGAUAGCACGCGUGUUCUUGGAAUCACUAGCUCGUUGAAAGGUUACUUAUCCGGUACGCCAGACAACUACAAUUGCUAUGAAAAUGCUGGCUGGAAUUUUAAAAACGCAACGCAAUCAGAAAAUGAUAAAGGUGA
This is a messenger RNA of Metopolophium dirhodum (rose-grain aphid), 2301 nucleotides long. RefSeq lists its product as uncharacterized. The coding region runs from base 234 to 974 and encodes 246 amino acids. The record is from RefSeq and is a predicted model, not a curated record. Lineage: Eukaryota; Metazoa; Arthropoda; Insecta; Hemiptera; Aphididae. The transcript has a single exon.